This is a messenger RNA of Clunio marinus, 3155 nucleotides long. NCBI's taxonomy places the organism in Eukaryota, Metazoa, Arthropoda, Insecta, Diptera, Chironomidae. The record is from the annotation of a GenBank genome assembly.
AAUUCGACUUGCGUGGAUUUGACCUUCCAUAUACAAAACACAGAUCUGUGCGAGAAAUUUUCUCCGUGCAAGUAAUUCCACACUCUCCACCUGAAACUGACUUUACUGGUCAUCAACUUCAACUUCAUUCGUGUGUCGACUUUAUUGAGAGUAACAUCGCACAAAGCUCGCGUUUGUCAUUAUUAUUCGAUUUUAAGUUUAAAGUCGUUCACAGUGACAUUUAAUUAGUGUGAAUCAUAAGCUACAAAUGAACAUUGAUCAUUUUGUGAUGGAAUAAAAGCAUUGAGUGGGAAAAAACUCAAUUAAUUAAAAUUUAUGACUUGUAAGAGAGAAAAAAGAGGAAAAGAUUCUGUAAGAACUAAAUGAAAUUUUGUGCAUCAUUUUUUUUGUAAAUUUAUUAUUGUGGCCAUAAAGUGAAGUGUGAAUAAAAUAAUAUUUUAAAUCAAUCAUGCCUGAUACGGAGAUUGAACUCAUCGACAAGAAUUGUCUCAUUUCUGAACUGCGAAGUUGCAAUAGCAACAGCCCUAACAAGAAAGAGAUCAUCAUUUUGGAUUGUCGGAGUGCAAAUGACUACGCCUCAAGUCACAUCAAGCAGUCAGCAAACAUUUCUAUUCCUACAAUUAUGUUACGACGACUGAAAGAAGGGAAAAUUGAUUUGUUUAGUACAAUAAAGUGCAAGGAUCUGAAGAAUCGUCUUCUCGGCAUGGAUAUUCAAACACUUUUCGUGUUAUAUCAUAAUAGUCCUGCACAAUCAAGUCCCGAUAUCAUUCAGAUUCUCUCAAGAAAACUCAUGGCUGAAUUCAAUGAUAAGAAGAUCCGUGUUGCAUGCUUAGCUGAUGGCUUCCCAAAUUUCCAAUCAUCAUUUCCUGAAUGGUGCGAAGACGAACGCACAAACAACAUGCAAUCGAACUCAACUGAACAGUUGAUGGGAUUGAGAUCACUUCGUAUUUCUACACCGUUAUCGGAUUCAGCUUGUAGCAGCUCAACGGAGUCAUCAGAUGGUGAAAGUGCUUCCAAUUAUCCUCUGGAACCUUAUGGUGGUGAACCAAUUGAAAUUCUUCCGGGACUUUUUCUCGGUAAUGCAGCGCACAGUGAAGACAUCACAAAGAUACAAAAAUAUAAUAUUCGCUACAUCUUAAAUGUGUCAACACUCCCAAAUGUCUUUCAAGAUACUGGCAAGAUAGAAUAUCUUCAAAUACCAAUCACAGAUCAUUGGUCACAAGACUUGAGCGUUCAUUUUCCAUCAGCCAUUAAGUUUAUUGAAGAGGCAAAGUCGAAGAAUGUUUCAUGUUUAGUGCAUUGCUUAGCUGGUGUAUCGAGAUCGGUUACCAUAACACUCGCUUAUCUGAUGUUCGCAAAAGCCUUGGGACUGAAUGAUGCAUUUACAUUUGUGCGGGCACGUAAACCUGAUGUCUCUCCAAAUUUCCAUUUCAUGGAACAACUUCACACAUUCGAACGUCAAUUGAAAAAUGAUCCAAAUCGACGGCCCACGCCUUCAGCAUCGUCGUCAUCAAGCACACCAUCAACUUAUGAUCCAAACAGUAACACGCCAUCAUCAGCCACCUCAUCAGCAUCAUCAAUCAGAGAUCAUCGAUCGCGGUAUUUAUCACGUCAUGUGAAAUAUUCAUGUGCAUGUAAUGAGGUAGAUUGUAAGUGUAUGCAGCAAGAUUACUUGCUUGGACCUGGUACAGGAGUUUCGCCUGAUUCUGGCAUAGAAUUUGACCGUUGGACGCCAUCAGACAACACACCGAAGUGAGGAUUCUUGAGGAAUCGUCGUAAUGAGAAUUUAUAAUUGUUUUUGUACUAAAAUUAAGUUGCAUCAGAAAUCUGCUGCUAGUUUGAAAACGAAAAGAAAAGAAUGAAAUAUUUAGCGAGAGAAUUUAAAUUUAUUGUCCAAUGAAUAAGAAGAAGAAAAAAACAUAAAAAAAUAUCAAUGUAGUCAUAUAAGAGAAAAGGAAAAUCGUGGCCAUCAUAAAUUGAUGAAAAAGAAGAAAAAGAUAAUUAAUUAAGAAAUGAAGAAGAAAAGUUAAUGAAAAAUACUCGUAUGUAUCCACCCACGCUCCAAAUAAGGACAAAUCUUUCAGUCAAGUUAUGAUGCUGAAUGAUGAGAAAAAUAAAUUUUUCGAUUACAAAUCAUUUGAAUAAUGCGGACUUGGACAAAUUUCCUUCCUUUUUUGUAACGAUUUUCGAGCAUCUUAAUUUCCUUUUCUUUCCUUAAAAAAAAAUAAAAAGGAAAACAAAAAUAUAUUCAAAGUUAAUUAUCAAGAAAAAAGAGAAAAAGAAAGAAUGAAAAACAUGUGAUGAUGCAUUAAAGUAAAGUCACAAGUACAAAAUGAUGAAAUUUAUAGAAAAGGAAUUGCAGAAGAAAUGAAAUAAUUUCUUAAAGAUUUUGAUUAGAGCAUUUAAAGAGCUGAAAACCUCAAUUGAAAUGCCUCACAAUACAAUGUACAACUGAAUCAAGUAAACAUACAGAACAGACACGAAAGUUAUUUGCGGAAAGUUGUUAAUUGUUUAGAUUUUAAGAGAAGAGCUUUUAUGAAUGAAUUUUUAUGGUCAGGUGAUCUUAACUUCUUUAAUUAUUAUUCAGAUAUUGUGGAUAUUUUUGAAUUCUUUUACGUCUUUUCUAUUGUUUGAGAUAUUUAUGAACGAAUUUCCAAAACAAUUUAUUAUUCAAAUGUUUAACAAAUGUCGAUAAGAAGAAAGCUGCAUAAUUAGCAAAACAAACCAACAAAAUCAUUAAAUAAAAUACUAAUGAAGCCUAAAAAAGUUUUAUCUAAAUGUUAAUAAUCAAAUUGAGUAGUAAACUCAACUCGUCUGUCUCAUGAAUGCUCAAAUGAGCUUUUGAAUAAUUUGUGUUGAGAUGAGAUGCACAAACUGCGAAGAAUUUUUAAAAUGAGAAUAUAAAUGAAGACAAAAUGUAUUUUCUAUAUAAAAAAGGCAAAGAAAUCAUUCUUAUUCAUCUGAAAUUGAUAUGCGUUUGAAACUUAAAAGAUGAUUCACAAGAAUGUUGUUUAUUUUAAUUCAAGAAGAUUAAGAUACCUUUAGUGGUUUCAUUUAAAUUUCUACGCUUAGCCAAAAGCUUUAUGUAAACUAAUCUUAAAAAAAUAAAUGAAAUGAGAAACAUUUUCAGACUUAUCUUGUGAAUUAUCUUGAAA